Messenger RNA from Suillus subaureus, 365 nucleotides. RefSeq lists its product as uncharacterized. The transcript has a single exon. NCBI's taxonomy places the organism in Eukaryota, Fungi, Basidiomycota, Agaricomycetes, Boletales, Suillaceae. The record is from RefSeq and is a predicted model, not a curated record. Bases 37 to 282 code for a protein of 81 amino acids.
CUCGUGGAGAAGUACGGCGAAGAAGGUCUCCAAAAAAUGAUGACUGAAUCGUACAUCCCACCUGGUCUUGAAAACUUCCCAGCUUACACUUACCACACUCAUGCGAACAACUACUUCUUCAGUAUCUGGGAAGCUGCGGAAGGGGAAGAAUUUAUCAUCACGGACAACGCAUUUGGUUUGUGGGAAGGUUCAGGACGCGGCUGCCCCGACCUGCACCGUAUAUUCGUAGUCAGCCCUCGCAUUGCUCUCGUUCUGCGCAAUGUGUUACUGCGUCCAGAAUGAAAGGAUACAUGAAUCCGCGUGCGUUCGUGAGCUCCUUGCUCAACGUGAAUCCAACCCCGCCAACUCCGAUUUACGCCAGCGGA